Pseudophryne corroboree (corroboree frog) is the source of this 1954-nucleotide messenger RNA. RefSeq names its product N-acetylglucosamine kinase (gene NAGK). The coding region runs from base 74 to 1108 and encodes 344 amino acids. Gene Ontology annotation, molecular function: N-acetylglucosamine kinase activity. The record is from RefSeq and is a predicted model, not a curated record. The transcript has 10 exons. Lineage: Eukaryota; Metazoa; Chordata; Amphibia; Anura; Myobatrachidae.
GACUGUACAUCCGGGUUGGGUCAGCUGACCGCAGUCACAUGACUCAGGCCGGAGUGUGAGAGAGAGAGAGAACAUGCCGGGGGUGUAUGGUGGGGUGGAGGGAGGAGGAACGCACUCCAAAGCCAUCCUAAUUGCAGACGAUGGGCGGAUCCUGUGCGAGACAGAAGGGCCCUGCACCAAUCACUGGUUGGUCGGCACAGACAAGUGUCUCGAAGCGAUUAAUACCAUGGUGACGGAAGCUAAGGAGAAAGCAGGGCUGGACCCUCGGAUUCCCAUCAGGUGCCUGGGUAUGUCCCUGAGCGGCGGUGACGAGAAGGAGGCUCUUGAUAAACUGAUUGCAGAGAUAAGCCAGCGGUUUCCCCAACUCAGUGAAAACUACUAUAUCUGCAAUGAUGCCAUGGGAGCUAUGGCUACCGCUACAAAGCUGGGGGGAGUGGUGCUGAUCUCAGGGACUGGAUCCAACUGCAAAUUGAUGAACCCAGAUGGCUCAGUGGCCGGCUGCGGGGGCUGGGGUCAUCUGAUAGGAGAUGAGGGAUCGGCGUACUGGAUUGCACAUCGGGCCAUGAAGAUCGUUUUUGACACCAUUGACCAUCUCGUGGAGUCACCCCACGACAUCGGCUAUGUGCAGAAGGCCAUGUUCAACUAUUUCCAGGUGUCUGAUCGUAUGGGCAUUCUCCCACAUCUGUACCGGACCUUCGAGAAGUCCAAAAUAGCAGGAUUCUGUGUGAAGCUGGCGGAAGGUGCUAACCAGGGGGAUGAACUCUGCCGCUCAGUAUUUCGCAGCGCUGGUGACAUUCUCGCCCGUCAUGUUGUGGCUGUGCUGCCGAAAGUGGAUGAGGUCCUUUUCCAGGGGGAGCUGGGUCUUCCGGUGCUGGCUGAGGGGUCUGUGUGGAACAGCUGGGAUCUUCUAAAAGAUGGAUUUAUUGAGGCCUUGAGCAAGGCUCGGAACAGCCCGCGUGGCCCCAGUCUAUCCCGGUUCAGUCUUCUGAAGCUCAAGCGGUCGUCCGCUGUGGGUGGAGCCAGCCUCGGGGCCAAGCAUAUAGGUCAUGAGCUGGCUCUCAGCUACCAGGACAACGUCAAUGUCUUCUACACUCACUCGUUUACAUAGGCUCUGCGUCGUGGUGUUGUGUACAGAAUACAACACUGGGUGCAUGGAUUCCCAGGCACCAACAUAUCCCACGAAAUCAGAGCUGCAUAUAUGAUCCAUGCAGUAACACCAAGUCAGGGUGCUGUCCUCCGUCACUCCUUGCCGUACGGCAUUUACCAAUCGCAGGCUGCUAACUGCAAUGGCUGCCAAAGCUUGAUAAACACUCUUAUUUGUACAUUAGUUAGUAGGUAACUGCUUGUUAUGGAAAGGAUCAUGUAGAAAGGUUACUAUAACAAAAUGGAGUCACUCAGAUACAUUUUUAGUAGAGAUGUACGAGUUCGAUUUAAAAAAAAAUAAAAAAUUCCCCCUCAGUUCUUAACACCAAAAUUAACGCGAGUUCGGAUUUAUCGUGUUUUUUUUUUUCUUUUAAUUGGCUAUCCAAAACACAUGACACCCGAGAACCAAUAAGAUUCUGGUUUGAGAACCGAUUAGAUCUCAACCCGCAUAACUCUAAUUUUUAGUUACUCCUCGCCAGCCAAUCAGUUUGCUCUCAUCAUACCGAUUACUGCCUUGUCCGCGCCUCUUGGGAUGAAGGCACCAAUGUCAGGCUAUAAGUGACUCCUUUAUUACACAGUACUGUAUUUAAAAAAAAAAAAAAAAAUCUUUUAUAUUGUUAAAUAUUGACAUACCUUCGCUACAGGAAAACAAUUGUUUACAGGCAUUGUGUGGCCUAGAAUUCAUUCCUAUCUUUGUUAUUGUAAUAAGUCAUGUUCCGCGGUUUUCUACGUAUGGGGUUCUACUGAUGAAAUGAUUUUGUAAUCAUUAAGUUUGGUCUUAAGACUAAUAAAAUGCGGCGUAUAUGCAAAA